AUGUUUGGUGUAGUCGUAACUCCUCCACUCAAUGAAGCGGAGAUUAUGCAUGCUGUUUUUGUGAACGAGAAAGAGCCAUUGUUAUUCAUCAGGAAAACAUCAGGAGUGCAAUUUUCAAGAAUGAGUAAGCAGGAACGAAAGGAAAUGGAAAAAGCUCAAAAAAAUAAAUCUGUGGAUUUUGGUGAUUGGAUUGAAUUUGAACAAUGCGACAUUGCUAAUGGAUGCAUUGCUAAGUACCAAAAAAUAUAUCCAUUGAAUCCUUCACGGAGCGACGGAGAGAACUUACAGAUUGAAUCGGUCUGUGUUUUUCCACCUUUGGGUCACGGUUGGGAUAACUUUUGUUAUUGUCGACUGUUUGGUAGAGUGGCAGUUGAUCCAGAGUUCAAAAAUUGUUUUCUUGCUGAUGUUGCCUAUCGGCAAGUAACACGUAUAUCAUCUCUCAGUGUUAGUUUCGGUGAGUAUAUCGAUGUAGCAGAAGAUCAGAAUAUUGUAACUGAGGUGCCAUGGAAUCAUAGAGACCCUCGUUUCGUCGCUACCGCUGAUAGUGAUAGUGAAAAUGAUGCAGAAUCAAACUAUUUUAGCAAGUUGAUGUAUCCUUACGAGGUAUAUGAUGUGCAAGGGGUCCUGAUUAGCGAAAGAAAUAUUUAUAGUGCAGAUUAUCCAGAUGUCAGAAUUGUGCUAGCUUAUGUUAAACGUGAGCGGCGUACACCAGUUGGCGGUCGAAUGUAUUUUACUGCCUACUACAGCGUUCCUCUACAAUCAUAUGUUGUCCGGUCUUAUCGAUCUUUUGAGCAAAAACCUUUCAUUGUAAAAUUAUUCGAUUUCGGCUCACUAUUUUUGUUAGAAGUGAAUGUGAAAUGGGAUCAAGAUUUGCCAAUGGGAUAUCUCUGGAGCAGAAAUAAGGAAUUGGGUCUAAUCUAUGAUUCGGAUGGAUUAUUGGUACCUGCAUUGCUGGGCAAAAGUCCUUAUGCGUCGGUCCAUGUGUAUGUCGCGGAUACAGGCCCUAGUCGCUUAAGUCGUUUUUCAAUAAAAGAUCUGUCUGAUGCAGCGACUAGAAGGGUAGAUGCAGUGACAUGCAAUGGAUACACUGACAUAUCAGAUAGUGGAUUAUUUUUGGGAAAUGAUUCCGUCCUGGCAUCUCGUUAUUACUGUCUAAAAAUUGUUUUUGAUGAAAAUUCACAAGAAGGGUGGAAAAAAUUACGUCCGGGAACAUGGAUCAAGUUCACAGCAGGGAGUAGUUGUGGAUUGCCUAAUUUUAAAGUUAAAUCUUGGAGUACCGCGAUUGAUCCACUUUUGUUGCCUGUUCGAGUGAUCCCGAUUAGUAAUGGUUACGCAUUCAAAGCACGUGGUUAUUUCGAACAAGAGUUAAGUGCUGUGAAAUCGCCCAUAUUUGGUUUCAUCGAAAUACCCCUUAAUAAGCGAUCUUCAAUGGUUCCAAAAGAAAAAGGUGUUACAAUUAUUUGGGUACGCGAAGAUAAAGCAAAUACAAAAGCUCGAUUUGUGCUUCAUUCAUUAACUGUUCCAAAGCCUCUGGAAGCCGAAACGAUGCAAGGCGUCCAAUCCCCAAAUGCAGUGAAUGGUGUUGAAAAAGACCCUAUAAUUGGAGAGAUUCAGCCGAUCGUACCUUGCAAAAGAAUUGAGUGUGCUGGCAGAAUUCUGCUUCAGCGCUGUUUAAGGAAUAGCGACGUUAAGAAAUAUCUUAGUGAAGCAUCUCGUGAAUUUUUGUAUUCAAAAAUAGCAAAGCUGUUGGAAUUGGAGAAGCCGAUAGCUGGUGAACCUUGUACUUCAACAGAAGGAAUGUUUGGAGAUAUUGUUAUAUCACCUUAA
Molecule: messenger RNA, 1827 nt
Organism: Thelazia callipaeda (thelaziosis nematode)
Lineage: Eukaryota; Metazoa; Nematoda; Chromadorea; Rhabditida; Thelaziidae
Source: the annotation of a GenBank genome assembly